This is a messenger RNA of Capra hircus (goat), 2905 nucleotides long. RefSeq names its product arylsulfatase G (gene ARSG). The record is from RefSeq and is a predicted model, not a curated record. Gene Ontology annotation, molecular function: arylsulfatase activity. Lineage: Eukaryota; Metazoa; Chordata; Mammalia; Artiodactyla; Bovidae. Bases 616 to 2250 code for a protein of 544 amino acids. The transcript has 13 exons.
CCGGCCGAGGCCAGGCCCCCGGCGGCAGCCCUGCCCGCUCCUCGGGGCCCGCGGGUGCUCGGAGCGGCCCCGGCCGCGGCGCCGGCCCUGGAGCCCGUGAGCGCGUGCGGACAGAGGCGGGGGCCACUGGCGUGACGGCGCGGCUCCGGUCCUCAGGGCGUCCCGGCAUCAACAGGAAACCUUACAGACACACGAAGCCUUCCACCAUCUGGAACUCAGAACCUCGACUGGGGAGGACUGUGGCUUCUGGACCGUCCAGGUGUUUCACAGAUGUGAGCGUUUGUCCCGCACUCGCCAGCUGGAGCCCUGAACAGCUGCACGGGCCUGUGCUCCGGCUCACACAGCCCUGAACUGAGGGGUCGUUUCCCACGUGGCCCAGAGCAGCUGCUGACGCUGCGGUCUGACGGCCGCACACUGCCCGCCGCCUCCCAGGGCUGGGCUGGAGAAAGCCUUCUUCGGGGCUGGAGUCUCCUGACUCUUGAAUUAGGAUUCCAGGUGGGGGCCUCGCGUCUGUAGCCCCCAACAUCCCUGUAGGCAUCCCCAUCACCCCCCGUGUCUUGCCGGCAAACUCCCCCACCGCCUCACUCCACAGGCUCGGAAUCCUCCCCGAUCACCAUGGCCUGGCUUUCCCUAAAGGUCUUGUUGGUGGGGCUGAGUUUCCUGGGAUGUCUUUAUCCUCUUGUGGAUUUUAGCUUCAGUGGGGAAACAAGAGGCCAGAAACCGAAUUUCGUGAUCAUUUUGGCGGAUGACAUGGGGUGGGGUGACCUGGGAGCCAACUGGGCAGGCACGAAGGACACUGCCAACCUGGACAAGAUGGCUGCAGAAGGAAUGAGGAAGAGGAAAGGACGCAGAAGAGGUGAAGUGAAGACGGAGGCAGAGCCUGGAGCGAGGUUUGUGGAUUUCCAUGCGGCGGCCUCCACCUGCUCGCCCUCCCGGGCGGCCCUGCUCACCGGCCGGCUGGGCCUCCGCAACGGGGUCACUCACAACUUUGCGGUCACGUCCGUGGGGGGCCUUCCACUCAACGAGACCACGUUGGCCGAAGUGCUGCGGGGAGCUGGCUACGUCACAGGGAUGAUAGGGAAGUGGCAUCUUGGGCACCACGGCUCUCACCACCCCAGCUUCCGUGGCUUUGACUACUACUUUGGGGUCCCGUACAGCCACGAUAUGGGCUGCACUGACACCCCUGGCUACAACCACCCCCCCUGCCCGGCGUGUCCCCGGGGCGACAGACCAUCCAGGAACCUUGAGCGAGACUGCUACUCUGACGUGGCCCUUCCUCUGUACGAAAACCUCAACAUCGUGGAGCAGCCCGUGGACUUGAGCGCCCUUGCACAGAAGUACGCCGAGAAGGCCACCCAGUUCAUCCAGCAGGCUAGCACCAGCGGGAGACCCUUCCUGCUGUACGUGGCCCUGGCCCACAUGCACGUGCCCCUGGCCAGGAUGCUGCCAUCAGCAGGAUCCAGGGGUCAAAGGCCAUAUAGCGCAAGCCUGCAGGAGAUGGACCACCUUGUGGGCCGGAUCAAGGACGCAGUUGACCUCGCGGGGAAAAACAACACGUUCCUCUGGUUUACAGGGGACAAUGGCCCGUGGGCUCAGAAGUGCGAGCUGGCCGGGAGUGUGGGGCCCUUCACCGGAUCGUGGCAAGCUCGUCAAGGGGGAAGUCCCGCCAAGCAGACCACCUGGGAAGGAGGGCACCGCGUCCCGGCCCUGGCUUACUGGCCUGGCAGGGUCCCCGUCAACGUCACCAGCACAGCUCUGCUGAGCGUGCUGGACGUCUUCCCCACCGUGCUGGCCCUGGCCGGGGCCCCCCUGCCCCGAGGCCGAAGCUUUGAUGGUCUGGACGUCUCGCAGGUGCUGUUCGGCCAGGCGCAGACGGGACACAGGGUGCUGUUCCACCCCAACAGCGGGGCUGCCGGAGAGGACGGAGCGCUUCAGACCAUCCGCCUGGAGCAGUACAAGGCCUUCUACGUCACCGGCGGAGCCCGAGCCUGCGACGGGAGCGUCGGCCCCGAGCGGCACCACGAGCGCCCCCUCAUCUUCGACCUGGAAGCUGACCGCGCGGAGGCCGCGCCCCUGGACCAGGGCGGCGCCGAGUACCGGGCGGUGCUGCCCAGGGUGGCGGCGGCUCUCGCCGGCGUCCUCGCCGACAUCGCCCGCGACCGCGUCUCGCGGGCGGAUUACAGCCAGGACCCUUCCGUGCGGCCCUGCUGCGACCCCCGGCGCCCCGCCUGCCGCUGCCGGGCCGCGUGAGGGACACACCGAGCCAGGACGCGGGCGCUUGCCCCCGCCGCGGCCCCGCGCGCUCCGAAGACGAGGCCCCGAGCUGUUCCGCGGUCACCGCUCUGCGUCCCCGUCUGAGAGCGCGCCGCGCCCGCGCUGUGAGCAAAGGCAGCGAGUCAGGAGUCAGACCAGCCUCUGAACUUGGGCGAUUAUGUAACCGGACUCGCAGAAUGACGCUGAAGGAGACCAGGAGAGACGUGAAGAUGCCUGCCUGGAGCAGGACGUGACCCCGAGCAGCGCACAACACGCUGCAGUUCCUUUUUCUUUUUUUAAACGUACCCAGUUUUGCUGGUCCUUUGAUCGGAGGCCCGUGCCCUCUGGCGUCUGGAGCAGCCCCGCCCGGCCUUUCCUGCGCCCGCAGGCCACCUGGGAGCUUGUGACCGUGCUGAUUGCGACCAAGCAGCCGGGUGCGACCGGAGAUGCUCCGCGGCCGGGAGGCUCCCCUAGGGAUGCUGGGGCAGGGUGGACACCUGACGUAGGUCCGCUUGUCUCUGAGCGGAAGAGCCACAGAAGCCUCCCCACCUCCCUCCAUCCCUUCCACAGGCAAAUGUCUGUACUCUGUAGAUUUUAGGAAUUCUUCCUGCCUCCUCAAACCACAAAUUAAAAUUUUAAAGCCUCAAACGUG